AUGAGUGUGGAUGACAUAAACAGUCGCUUAAGGGAGCUUGGAGAGCUGAAAAUAGAUGGACUAAGGGAGGAGUUAUUAAAGGUAUUAAAGUUACAUGAAUGCACAAGACAUCUCAUGAUCUGGUCAGACCAUUCCAGUAUUAUGAACCAUGGCCACCUUCUGCUAACUGUAAAUACAAUCUAUGAUCCUGCAUUCUACUAUACUUCUGAAGAGCUUCAUGGGAAGAAUGUUCAGGAGUUAGUGGAGAAGCCUCACAUUUACAUCAUGGCUAGAUGUAGGGACACCAUUGAAGAUCAGCUUUUGUACAGUGAAACUAGGCUGGAAGAUAUAAAUGAGCUUGGAAAUCAACUUUUGUCCUCCCAAAAGGUCUCCAUUAGGGACAUUUGCAGGUUCUUUCAUGGGGAUCAUCCUUCGCAAGAGGUAGAAAGUGGAGAGCAGAUUGGUGGUGGUUUCGGGUGCUGUGGAUGCACUGGGGCAUCAGCCAGCUAUAUUGACCAUGUGGGUUCACUGAGGGCACCGCAGAUUACCCUCGAAGAAAGAAGGAGAAAGGUACUGGAAGGCCCAGCCGGAAAAGAAAGAAGAAAUUGUGGAGUGCAUCCUUUCAAAAACAUGAACAAAGAAGAGCUGAUAAGAGAGUGCAAGGGGCGGCACUUAUCGGUUGAUGGUUUACUAAAACCUGCAUUGGAAUCUAACUUGAAAGAAGUACUGAGGGGCAUACAGCGAGUUCCAGCACUUUGUUUCCCCCAACAAGAAUGCUCCUUACAAGAGCUCAGCUUAGGAAACUAUGAAGUGUUACCAGUAGAGCCUCUCCAUGACCUCAAAGAGCAUAUCAACAACAUAUUUAAAGAACUACCCAAACACCUCAAUGAUGAAGAAAAAGUUCUAUUUGAUGAGACAAUGGAGGCAGUACUUUCAACAAAAGAGAAGCUCCGAGGUUCAGAUUACCGCCUUUGCUGUGUUGUACUGGCCUUGAACCUUGGAAAACACUGCCGUUUAACAAUCAAGAGACUGCUGCACACUCUUGCAGAACUUUGUGAAAUGUUGUAUGCCCCAGCGGAGAAGCGCACACCAAGAUUUAUUUUGCGUUUGCUAAAUGUGACAUUUCGUCAUGUUAUUGCAGUCUGUAAAGUCUUUAAAAUCCCACAAGUGCUGACAUACAGGAAGCUGUUUGGAAUAUACUACCACAGCAUCACAUGCCAUGCUCCUCUUACAUCUCGUAUAAUUUCCCUUAGCUCAGUAGACACUGAAGAAGAAGAAAGAGAAUUCAGCACCAUAAAUUCCAUCAGCAAAUCAACCUCUAAUGGUCAUCCCGAGCACAUUAUUCCAAACAGUAUAAUAAGAGUUCAAGCAGAAAAAAGCUUCAGGUCUAACAAGAGUGCCAGAUCAACAGUCAAAGAUUGGACAGUUUACAAAGAAUCUCCCAAACUUUCCUGA
This is a messenger RNA of Porites lobata, 1434 nucleotides long. NCBI's taxonomy places the organism in Eukaryota, Metazoa, Cnidaria, Anthozoa, Scleractinia, Poritidae. The record is from the annotation of a GenBank genome assembly.